GAAAAUUGGCAUUUUGCCUCGAAUGUCUUGCGGUGUUCGGCUGGUAGAAGUGAAUGGCCUGUGAUCUUUAGUGUCGGUCGCUUUCAUAUUUCUCUAUUUAUAACAAUAGAAGAUCUCUAAAAUCAAGAUGAAACUGUUGUAUUUAACGUUGUUGGUGCUUCCCGCCGCCCUCCUGUGCUUCCAGAGCGCAAACAUCUUCGCUCGCGCAGAGGAGGAUGAGCUGGAUGAUGUGGUGGAGCUGGACGGGGAAGACAACCAAGUUGUGGGAGAUGAUGUAAGCGACGAUGACGACUCGGUGGUGAAGUCUUCACAAGACGUUGAUACUACUAUUCUGUUCACCAAACCUGUACCCAACAAUGGAGACUCUGCUUUUGACUUACAAGCCGGCUUCCCCGUGGAAUUCCUCGUGGGCUUCAUCAACAAGGGCUCGGAAGACUACGUAGUUGAGACCAUGGAGGCUUCCUUCCGCUACCCGAUGGACUACACUUACUACAUCCAGAACUUCACGGCUCUGCCAUACCACCGCGAGGUGAAGCCCCAACAGGAAGCAACUUUCGCGUACUCCUUCAUUCCCAAUGAGGCUUUCGCAGGUCGGCCAUUCGGACUCAACGUGCAGCUGAACUACAGAGACGCCAGCGGGAACUACUAUCAGGAGGCCGUGUACAACCAGACCGUGAACAUCGUGGAGGUGUCGGAGGGGCUGGACGGCGAGACGUUCUUCCUGUACGUGUUCCUGGGCGCGGCGCUGGUGCUGGCGCUGGUGGCGGGGCAGCAGGCGCUGGCCUCGCUGGCUCGCAGGCGGGCCCCGCGGGCCGCGCCCCGCCCGCUCGAGGCCGGCACCGCGCGCCACGUGGACUACGACUGGCUGCCCAAGGAGGUCGUCAACCAGCUCAAAAAAUCCCCCAAGACGCCCAAACAGUCACCACGCCUCAGGAAAGCGAAGAGAUCAGCCGGUGACGACUAAACCAAGUGUUAUGCCGAAACCCAACUCAAGCGAGAAGCACCCUGCCCUAGGGACGCCUUUAAAGGCCAUAUGUGCCUUUACUACCUUUUGAAACACUUUUAUGAGCGUUUUUUUACACGCCCAAUUUAAAAAAGCACAAUAAUCACAGCUGGCUACCCUAUUCUAAUCGAUAAUCGGUAGGUGUUUCUCGCUCGAGUCGAUACAGACUGUGUGGUUUUAGUUAAGUGUGUUGUGAGUAAAUUAUGGAACAAAUAAUGUGUGAGGUUUGUAACAACGCGCGAUUAUGAAGACGAAGAAGACAUUAUUUAAUAAAAUGUUAAUUUUUU
Messenger RNA from Cydia pomonella (codling moth), 1290 nucleotides. Its product is annotated as translocon-associated protein subunit alpha. Gene Ontology annotation, cellular component: endoplasmic reticulum; endoplasmic reticulum membrane. The transcript has 6 exons. Lineage: Eukaryota; Metazoa; Arthropoda; Insecta; Lepidoptera; Tortricidae. The coding region runs from base 128 to 964 and encodes 278 amino acids. The record is from RefSeq and is a predicted model, not a curated record.